GAUAUUAUUUUUCCCAUCGUGCACUUGCAGUCACGUGACAAAUCUCCUUGCACUGUCGCCAUGAUGAACGCAGCAAGGAAAGCGUGGACCGGGGUAUUUAACGCCUCGAGAAGCGGUCUUUCUGUGUCUUCUACAUUAAAUCAGACAAACAGGGCUGUUCCAUCAUGUUUCAUUAAUCGUCGUCAGUAUGCAGCAACCGCUGAGGCGACAGCAUCACCAGUGGCUAGUGGUCGGGUGGUGGCCGUCAUCGGUGCUGUCGUGGAUGUACAGUUUGACGAUGCACUACCUCAGAUUCUCAACGCUUUGGAGGUCAAAGAGAGACAGCCUAGACUAGUAUUAGAAGUUGCCCAACAUUUAGGUGAAAAUGUGGUCCGAACAAUUGCUAUGGAUGGAACUGAAGGUUUGGUACGAGGAGCGCAGUGUAUCGACACAGGAUUCCCCAUCAGAAUUCCUGUGGGCAGAGGAACUCUGGGAAGAAUUAUCAAUGUCAUUGGAGAACCCAUUGAUGAGAGAGGGCCCGUCAAGACUGAAACUGUUUUACCAAUCCAUGCUGAGGCUCCUGAAUUCACUGAAAUGAGUGUCGAACAAGAAGUGUUGGAGACAGGAAUCAAGGUCGUAGAUCUGCUCGCCCCAUAUUCCAAGGGAGGAAAGAUUGGAUUGUUUGGUGGAGCUGGUGUAGGUAAAACUGUGUUGAUUAUGGAACUGAUUAACAACGUCGCCAAAGCUCAUGGAGGUUACUCCGUAUUUGCUGGUGUAGGGGAGAGAACUCGUGAAGGAAACGAUUUGUACUAUGAAAUGAUCACAUCUAAAGUCAUCAGUCUCACAGACGAUACCUCCAAGGUAUCACUGGUGUACGGACAGAUGAACGAGCCCCCAGGAGCUCGGGCUCGAGUUGCUCUCACAGGUCUGACAGUCGCCGAGUAUUUCAGAGAUCAGGAAGGACAGGAUGUGCUACUCUUCAUUGACAACAUUUUCCGUUUCACACAGGCCGGAUCAGAGGUGUCUGCCUUGCUGGGUCGUAUCCCCUCAGCUGUAGGUUACCAGCCAACCCUGGCCACCGACAUGGGUACCAUGCAGGAAAGAAUUACUACAACCAAGAAAGGAUCCAUCACAUCAGUACAGGCUAUUUACGUGCCCGCUGACGACUUGACAGAUCCUGCCCCUGCCACCACUUUCGCUCACUUGGACGCCACAACUGUGUUGUCUCGUGGUAUUUCUGAGCUGGGUAUCUACCCUGCUGUGGAUCCUCUCGAUUCCAACUCUCGUAUUCUGGAUGUAAAUGUUGUAGGAGAAAGACAUUACAGGGUUGCCCGUGGUGUCCAGAAGAUUUUACAGGAUUUCAAAUCACUUCAAGAUAUCAUUGCCAUUUUGGGUAUGGAUGAAUUGUCAGAAGAGGAUAAAUUGACUGUGGUCCGAGCCAGAAAGAUCCAGAAAUUUUUAUCCCAGCCUUUCCAGGUCGCCGAAGUCUUCACAGGACAGGAAGGAAAAUAUGUACCACUCAAAGAAACCAUCACCGGAUUUGAGAAAGUACUACAUGGUGAAUACGAUCACAUCCCUGAAGUAGCUUUCUACAUGGUGGGCCCUAUUGAAGAAGUAGAUCAGAAGGCAGUCAGACUAGCAGAGGAUCAAAACUAAGGCAGCCUUGUUAACCAUUCAUUAUGGGGUGAUCUGACUUCUUAACCUAGUGAUUAUAUUUAUAAUUGAACAUUAGUGCUGUGAAGUGGACAACAGAGAAGAAGAGAUGACCAAGUGACAUAUUUUGUGAUGUAUGAUAAGUUGUAGAUCUUUACAAAUCUACAAUAAACUCGUUUUGAAAAAAGAUUGAAGUGUUUCAUCUUGUGUGAAUAGGGGCUGUUUCAGUGUUUAUCUUAUGAAUGGGUUGUUAUGAAUAUGGCCAUGAGCGCACAGACACUCAACGUUAUAAACAUCUAUAAGAACAACAAAAUUGUCGUCCUAUAAAA
Ostrea edulis (European flat oyster) is the source of this 1961-nucleotide messenger RNA. RefSeq names its product ATP synthase subunit beta, mitochondrial. Gene Ontology annotation, biological process: proton transmembrane transport; proton motive force-driven mitochondrial ATP synthesis. The record is from RefSeq and is a predicted model, not a curated record. Lineage: Eukaryota; Metazoa; Mollusca; Bivalvia; Ostreida; Ostreidae. Bases 61 to 1635 code for a protein of 524 amino acids. The transcript is spliced from 10 exons. Gene Ontology annotation, molecular function: ATP hydrolysis activity; proton-transporting ATP synthase activity, rotational mechanism; ATP binding.